AUGCCUGGGACAGACGAAGAUGAUAGGAAGAGUACAGAGCGAAGGAGAAGAAGUCGAAGCAGAGAGAGGCGCAGCAGGAGUCGGAGUCGUAGUAGAGAAAGAAGAAGGCGCAGCAGGAGCAAGAGUCGAGACCGUGACAGGAAGAAUAGACGUCAACCAAGUCGAUCACCACCACCACAAAGACGUCGACGCAAGCCUUACAAGUACUGGGAUGUUCCUCCAGUGGGCUUUGAGAACAUCACUCCUCAGCAGUACAAGAAAAUGCAAGGAUGUCCAGAUACUUCUACACCUGCUGUACCGUUGUCUCCGCCCAACAUGGCCAACAUGCCCAAUAUGCCCCCGAUGCCCGUCGCCCCUCAGCCCAUGAUGAUGCCUCAGCAGCCUGCAUCCGCUAUGCCCAUCGUGGCCAAUCAGAUGACUCGACAGGCACGCCGACUCUAUGUAGGGAACAUCCCCUUUGGGGUAACCGAGGAGCAAAUGGUGGACUUCUUCAAUGCAAAGAUGCUGGAGUUGGGAAUUGGUCAGACCCCUGGGAAGCCGGUCCUAGCUGUGCAGGUCAACCACGACAAGAACUUCGCUUUCCUUGAGUUCCGCUCCAUUGAUGAGACGACCCAAGCCAUGGCGUUUGACGGGAUCAUGUACCAGAACCAAUGCCUGAAGAUUCGACGACCCAAGGAUUAUCAACCAAUGCCGGGAGUACCUGAGACGCCCUCUAUGCAUGUUCCAGGUGUUGUCUCUACCGUGGUGCAGGACUCACCACACAAGAUCUUCAUUGGCGGUCUACCCAAUUAUUUGACUGAUGAUCAGGUGAAGGAGUUGCUGUCGUCCUUUGGGACUCUGAAGGCGUUCAACUUGGUGAAGGACAGUGCCACCUCUAUGUCCAAGGGUUAUGCCUUCUGCGAGUACGUCAAGACUGAAGUCACUGAUCAGGCUAUUGAGGGUCUGAAUGGCAUGCAGUUGGGAGAGAAGAAGUUGAUCGUCCAACGAGCUAGCGUGGGAGCCAAGAAUGCCACUGCUCAGAAUAUGGCUGCUCAGGCUGUGCAGCUGAACAUCCCUGGAUUGAACCUUCCUGGUACAGCCGGUCCACAGACUGAGAUCCUGUGUCUCAUGAAUAUGGUGACCCCAGAUGACCUCAAGGAUGAUGAUGAAUACGAAGACAUUCUUGAUGAUGUUCGUGACGAAUGUGGAAAGUACGGCGCAGUCCGCAGUAUCGAGAUACCGAGACCCAUUGAGGGCAUGGACAUUCCUGGAUGUGGAAAGAUUUUUGUGGAGUUCAGCAACACUAUGGAGUCUCAGGCUGCGCAGCAGGGAUUGUCAGGCAGGAAGUUUGCCAAUCGUGUCGUCGUCACGUCCUUCUUCGACCCCGGUGCAUAUCAUCGUCGGGAUUUCUAGAUUUGAAAAAAACGAAAAACAGAAUAACUUUAUAACAAAAAUACAACCUGACAGAAACCUGGAAUUUGCUCUCAUGGGAGGGGAGGGGGGUUGGACACCAAUAUACAGGCAUGAUAUUCUUCCUACUUUGGUCUGAUUUUUUAUUUUGUUUUGCCCUUGGAAAAAUCUGAAAAAUUGUGAUCAAAUAGGUUGAAAAGUACUCCAAAGCCUAUGCUAUGUGUACAUGUAGUUCAGCUCUUGUACUCAAUGAAAUGUUUAUACUUUUUACCAAGGACUAAAUAUUAUUAUAUUUGGGGGGGGGGAACAAUUGUUUCACGCUCGUACAAAAUAAACGUAAGUCAAGUAAAAACAAUGCUUAGGGUUUGCUAAAGUUAACUCUGUAAAGAUAAACCGUUUUCAAUAUUCAAUUUUUUUUUGUUCACGCUUCACCAUUUCUAUGCUUUCCCAAGUGCUGGGUUACCAUGGAAAAGAAGAUUUUUGUGUCUGUGUUUUUGGUUGUCAUCAUUUUGUUAUUAUCACGGUUUAUUAAAUACAUGUACAGUUCUGCCUUAACAUUAAAACACCCAUUCUACAUCUUGGAGUUUUCCCGAGUCCAUCGAAAUCCCAAGGACAAAUGUCCUUAACUUACAAGACUGGCGGUCCCGUUUCUAGCACGGUUAGGUUGUCUUGCAGUACACAAUCCCAUGAAACAAAAUACACUAAAAUUGGCUGUUGGAAUUUGGGUAGGUAG
Molecule: messenger RNA, 2122 nt
Organism: Asterias rubens (European starfish)
Lineage: Eukaryota; Metazoa; Echinodermata; Asteroidea; Forcipulatida; Asteriidae
Product: splicing factor U2AF 50 kDa subunit-like
Exons: 12
Coding region: 1-1392 (463 amino acids)
Biological process (GO): mRNA processing
Cellular component (GO): U2AF complex; U2-type prespliceosome; nucleus
Molecular function (GO): poly-pyrimidine tract binding; pre-mRNA 3'-splice site binding
Source: RefSeq, a predicted model, not a curated record